AGUUAAUGGUUUGCGAGGCCUCCAUAGGUGUGGUUUCGAGUUUCCAAAAAGGCUCGUCCCCUCCGGGCUGUCGAGGCAGUUCCCGGAGCGCCAGGGGACGGAGAAGGUGUCCAGGUCGCCCGAUCGCCCUCGCAACACUUGCACUGACUCGCACUCGCACUCGCACCCCACACCCGCUGCCUCGAUGAGCUCGUACGGCUCCCAGAACCGACUGCACACCAUCGGCAGGAAGACCACCACCUCUCGGGGGGAAAUGAACAGGGGCAGCUACACGUUCAGCCGGGCAGAGUACAGUCACAGCGGCAAUGGAUACCCCGGUGGCCCCGGCGAGUUCGCCACCUUCAACCCGCAGUACAGCAGGAUGUCCGUGACAGGAGUACAAAGCGGCCCACCUCAGUUUGCCAUUAUUCAACAGAAGGCAAUAUUGCUGCAAGAACAGGUCCAAGACUGCAUGCAGAAAGCUGAGAUGAUUCAGAAUACUGGCAUCACAUCUCGAAACAAGAGGGAGGCGGAGAACUUGAUGAACAUGCUCAGUGAUUGCAUUCUCCAGCUAAAGGGAUAUGCUGUUGAACUGCAGCAGAUAGGCCAGUCUAAUGAGAACAUUCUGAGAAGCAUCGAUGUCUGCCAGGAGCAAUUGCAGGUGCUUAAUUUUGCCAUGGGAGGAACAGUUCAGCGUAAAAAGAGCAUUGUGGUCUAUGAUGACCCUGGACGAAACUUCCAGGAGGCAAUGGCUUGGAUGGGUCAGCAAAAGCGCUUGAUAGAGACCUCGCCCUGGGGGGAUGACUCUGCAGCCAUUGAGCAGCAAAUCUUCAACCAGAACAAGUUCCACAGCUCCAUCCAGAGGAGCACUGAAGUAGAACGUGCCAGAGAUGAACUGCAACAGAAAGGGGACAAAGUCAGCCUGCACAUGCUGGAACAAGAAUGGGAGAACUUGCAGAGGAUGUCCAUCACUCGCACGAAGCAGCUUCAAGACCUGCAGAGGAUCAUCGAGGAGAUCUCUCGGGAGAUCAUGUGGGUGAACGAGCGUGAAGAAGAGGAGCUGGUGUUUGACUGGGGUGACAAGAACAUUGAUGCCUACAUCCCCAAGAAACAGGAGAGCUACUCUAAACUUAUGCGUGACCUGGAGGAAAAGGAGAAGGAACUGAACAAAGUGAAGCUGAAGGCUGAAGGUCUUCUGAAAAGUAACCAUCCUGCAUCUGACAAGAUUGAGGCUUACAUGGACACACUGCAGACUCAGUGGAGCUGGCUUCUUCAGAUCACCAAGUGCAUUGAUGUACAUCUUAAAGAGAAUGCUGCCUAUAGCCAGUUCUUCAAGGAGGCCAAUGAGACCAACCUCAAAUUGCAAAAGCAGCAUGAGGCCAUUCGCCAGAAGUUCAGCUGUGACAGGAGCACACCUUUGGACAAUCUUCUGGAAAUGCUUAAGAAUCUGGAGAGGGAAAAGGAGAGGAUCAUGGAGAACAAAAGGCAGGUCCAGCUUCUGGUGAACAAGUCCAAGAGUAUUGUGAGGCUGAAACCACGCAAUCCAGAAGACAAAAGCAGCAGCCAAGUGAUGGUGCAGGCUUUGUGUGACUUCAAACAGGAUCAGAAAGUAAUCCUUAAGGGCAAUGAGGGCAUUCUGAAGGACAAUUCACAGCGCAGCAAGUGGCUUGUGACGGGACCAGGUGGCCUGGAUAUGCUCAUCCCCUCUGUGUGCCUCCUUGUUCCCCCUCCCAAUCCGCUCAGCAUCACCCUGGCUAACAAGAAUGAGCAGUACUAUGAGGCAAUCCUUGGAAUUUGGAACCAGCUGUUCAUCAACAUCAAGAGCUUGAUCUCUUGGCAGUACUGUGUGAGAGACAUCACCCGCAUCAACUCCCUGACCAUCUCCAUGCUUGCUAAAAUGCGUCCAGAGGAAUAUCGGAACAUCAUCAGAAGCCUGGAGACUCACUACCAGGAAUUCCAGCGCAACUGCCUUGGCUCAGAGAUGUUCGGUGAUGAGGAUAAGAAGAACAUUGAGACAGGGUACACUAGUGCUCAAGCCCAUUACGACAAACUGGUUAUUCAGCUGCCUGCAUACAUCGACCAGGAACCUCCCAAAGUGAUCGUGGCAAGUAAAGAAAACCAACUCAAGGUAGAGCCGGCUCAAACCUCGAAGGGGCCUGUUGAUGUACAAAGCCAGAUGGUACUGACAGACCUGCAAAGCUUGAGGCGUAGGCUGGAGACAGCCGAGUUAGGCCUCACUCAACACCUCCACCUGCCCCUGCAUGAUGACAGCCUGCAAGAGUGCUCCCAGCGUAUCAGCCAGCUGGAGAUUGUACACCGUGAUAUCAGUGGAAUCGGAGAUGCUUACAUCAAGUUGAAGGCAAAGAUCCAGAGUCAGCUUCAAAAUAUGACAGAUGCGGACAAGGCCAAGUUCCUUCAGGCAGAACUGGACUUCAUCAACCAGAAAUUAAGGACCCUGGAAGGCUUCUCCUCAUCUUAUUUAGAAAGACUCAAGGCACUCCGAGCUCUGUUCCAGUGCAUGAUACAGGCAGAGGAUACCAUAAAGGUACAUGAAGCCCGGCUGACUGAGAAGGAAACUACCUCCCUGGAUCCCAACCAAGUGGAGGAGUACAAGGCUACCCUCAAGCAAAUGAAAGCAGACCUUGAACAAAAGAGGGACCUUUUCAAUGCGAUGGAGUCGCAACUGAGCAAUACAGUGCACUGGAAUGAGCAAAUCAGUCAGUCAUUCCACAAGUGUGAUGUGGACCUGUCCAAAUACUCUGAGCUGGUUGGCCAGAUGUCAGACCGCUGGCAUCGAAUCCUGGCCCAGAUCAACACCAGGACCCAGGACAUGGAGAAGUACCUACCAAUACUCCGGCGCUAUCUGCAGACCAGCUCUACCCUGAGUACGUGGAUCGAUGACACACGUCAACGUCAGGACAAUCUGCAGGUGGCAAAAUUCGAUGAUGUCAAGAUCGUAAUGGAGCAGCUGAAUCAGCAGAAGAUGCUGAACUCAGAAAUAAAAGCGAAGAGAGAAGAUGUUGAAGAUGUUCAGAGAGAUGCUGAUACUUGCGCAGGCUCCAUCAAGGAUUAUGAGCUGCAGCUGGCCUCCUAUGGUGCAGGUCUGGAAACUCUGUUAAACAUCCCAGUUCGGAAGACUCUCCUCCAGUCCCCCUCAACAAUUGUUUCUCAAGAGGCUGCUAACCUCCAAACCCGCUAUAUUGAACUACUCACUCGAUCUGGAGAUUACCACAAGUUCCUGGGGGAGAUGCUGAAGAACUCGGAAGAAUUAAAGAUGAGAAACACCAGAAUUGACCUUUUGGAAGAAGAGUUGAGAAUCCUUAGAGGGGAAAUCCAGGACAGAAGUGUGAAGAACAAGUCUCUUGAAGAUGCUAUUGGUAGAUACCAGUUGGAGCUCUCCCAGUCCAAGGAUCAGCUGCUGACCAUGGAAGAGGUGAAAAGAACCCAGGCUAUGCAGUGUAAUGCCACAAAGGAGGACCUCAACAGCACUUUCAACCAGGUGAAAGAUCUGAAUGAACAGGUUGCCCGACUCACCUACCAGAUUGAUGAGGAGAAGCGAAUGAGAAGGCUAGCAGAGGAGCGGUACACCAAUCAGCAAGCAGAGUAUGAGCUUGUUAUCCGCAAGAGGCAGAAGGAACUUGAGGAAAUAAACUGGGCAAAGAUUGACAUUGAGAAGACCAUCAAAGACAAAGAACGGGAAAUUGAGAGACUGAGAAGACAGCUGGAGGAUGAGAUGGCCAGGCAGCGCGAGAUUGAGUCUGAGCUGUCAAAGGUAAGAACUCAGCAUAAACAAGAAAUAAAUAACUUAAAGACAACAUAUGAGUCCGAAAUUCAUGUCACUAAAAUUAACGUCCAAAAGCUUGCAAAACAAAAGGAAGAAGAUUCAUCAGGUCUAAAGUACCAGUGUGACAGAUUAGAAAGUGAGAAAAAUAGCCUAGAGGAAGAGCUUAGGAGGCUAAGACUAUCAAUGAGCCAGGCUGAAGAGUUAAGAAAGAGGGCAGAGCAUGACGUCUUUCAGCUGAAGUCUACUGGAACAGAGGAGUCCAGAAGAAGAUUGGAGCUAGAGAUCCAGGUUCAGACCAUGACGGAACAAAUAAAUGAGAAUGAUUUGAGGUACAAAGAAUCUCUGGCAGAUGCAACUAAAGCAAUACAGGAGAAGAACAGGCAGAUAACUUUGUUAACACAGAACCUCGAAGAGGAAUCAAGAAAGAGGAAGGCACUUGAAAUUGAAAAUUUCAGUUUGAAACAAACCCAAACUGAUCUUAAGGCAAAACAUGCCUCUUCUCUUGAAGCCAUCAACACGCUGAAAGUGUCAGAGCAGGAGAAAAAUCAAAUUAAAACUGAACUUGAAAAGCUGACCAGUGAGAAGACCAAAUCAGAGCAACAUGUAGUCCGACUUCAGAGCAGAAUUAAAGACCUUCAGCAGAUGGUAGAGGACCUGGAGGCUGAUGUUGAGAAGCAUAAGAAGGAAGUACAGGAUGAAACCACUAGGAAGAAGAGGCUGGAGGCAGAGUUAGACAGAAUGACUCAGUCAUGUAGAGAGUACACCAACACCAUUAAUGUUAUGAAGAGGCAGCAGGAGGAAGUGUCUAUUACAGACAGAAGAAAUGAGCAAGAACUACGAAGGCUCCAGGAUGCUCUAGACAAGAGCCUGAGGGACCACAAAGCUACCACAGAGAAGCUUGACCAGCUCACUGCUGAGCUGAAGGCUCUCCAGCAACAACUCCAGCAAGAACAGGCAAGAGUCAAAGAAGCAAAUCUCAGAAAUGAGACAUUGUACAAGACCAUUGAGGAGAAGAGUCGGGUGCUGAAUGAUAAUACCACCGAAAUUAAUAAACUGCAGAGUAUGAUUCAGAAUCUGACAAAAGAGCAUCUGAAGUUGGAAGAAGAGCUCAGAGCUCUGAAACUUGAGAGGGAUGAGCUGCAGAAAGAAAAGGAUAGCAGCAACAGUGAGACCACAACUCAGAUUUCUUCCCUCCACCUGCAGCUCCAAACCAGCAGCAAAAACACCUUGGAGCUUCAGAGACUUAUUGAUGAGUUAACUAAAGAGAAGGCAAAGUUGAAAAUGGAAAUGGAAACAAUCCAAAGGCAAGCCAUUGAGACUUCCAACAUGAUCCAUAAUUCUCAAACUCAUUAUAAUGAGUUGUUGCAAGAGAAAGAAGGUCUGCUGCUGAAAAUAAAGAUGUUGGAACAGGAUAAGAGCAAACUGCAGCGAUAUGAAGAUGAACUGAAUCGUAUCAAAGUCACGCUAGAGUCUGAACAACGGCAAAAGCAACGUCUUCAAGAUGAGAAUAUGCAAAUUAGCAGAGAUUUCAGUUAUUGGAAAAGUCAGUAUGAACUGAAGGAGGAGCAAGUGAGAAAGUGUACCUCCGAUAAAGAUGCAACUGAGAGAGAGAGGAACUCCUUGAAAAAUGAGAUUGCACGGCUUAUGUCUGAGCUAAGGAUGGUGGAUGAUAGAUAUAAACUUAGACUGAAUUCCACAGAGAAGGAAAUAGCAGACCUAAAAUUAACUAAAGACAGUUUGGAGAGAGAGCUAAGGAAGCUAAACCAGCAUCCAGAUGUCUCCAGUAAGCAAACACAAACUAGUGAUAAUGAGAUUAUGGUGGACUCCUCGAAGCUACUCUUUGACGGCAUUCGCAAAAAAGUCUCAGCCAAUCAGUUGUUUGACUGUGGAGUCAUUGACAAAAGCACACUUAAUCAACUUCUCAAAGGACAGAAGACUGUACAAGAUGUGGCUGUUGACAUCCAGCUCAAUCUGAAAGGCACUAGUGUCAUUGCAGGCAUUACUGGAAGGCCACAGGAAAAAAUGCCAAUCACAGAGGCCAAGAAGAAAAAUGUGAUCACACCAGAAGGUGCCACCAUGCUCCUUGAAGCUCAAGCUGCAACAGGCCACAUUAUCGAUCCCAGAGUAAAUGAAAAGAUGGCUGUUGAUGUAGCCUAUUCCAAGGGACUUGUAGAUGCUGAAGACAGAGAUACCCUUAUUAGAGCAGAAUGUGCAAGCACUGGUUUUAUUGACCCUCACACUGGCAAGCUGCUGUCUGUCGGACAAGCAAUGAAAAAGGGGCAAAUCAACAAGGAGACUGCACUCCGUCUAUUACAAGCACAAGAAGCUGCUGGAGGCAUAGUUGACCCAGUUCUAAGUGUGUUUUUACCUAAAGAUGUUGCUCUUGACCGCAGUUUAAUUGAUGAAGAUCUCUAUAGGGCCUUGAACAAGAAACCAACAUGCUAUAUUGAUCCAGUUACGCAAGAGAAACAAACUUAUAUUGACCUGAAAUUGAAAUCCAGACCUGAUCCCAGUACUGGCUUGCUCCUCUUUCCUGCUUUAGAAAAACCCUUAACAGUACAGGGUCUCAGGGGAGAGGUCUCUAUCUCAGAGCUUGUUGAUGCCAACCUUCUGGGGAGUGUUGAUGUAGAUGGCUUGAGAGAAGGCAGAAUAACCAGCACAGACAUUGAAAACAGACUCAGGUCAUAUUUACGAGGCUCUACCUGCAUUGCAGGGAUUUAUGAUGAAGCUAAAAACAGAACAGUAUCCUUCUACAAGGCCAUGAAGGAAGGCCUCCUUAGACCUGGCACAACACUGGAGCUCCUGGAAGCCCAGGCUGCCUCUGGGUUCAUAAUUGAUCCUGUCAAUAAUCAGUAUUUGACAGUGGAGGAAGCAACACAGAAAGAUCUUGUGGGCAGAGAAUUCAAGGACAAACUUCUGUCAGCUGAGAGAGCAGUCACUGGAUACAAAGAUCCCCUCACUGGAACAAUCAUCUCCUUGUUCCAGGCUAUGGAAAAGGGCUUGAUAGAGAAGGGUCAUGGCAUCAGACUGCUGGAAGCUCAAAUCGCAAGUGGUGGAAUAAUAGAUCCCAAACACAGCCAUCGCAUUGAUGUAGAUGUUGCAUACAAGAGAAAGUAUUUUGACAAAGAGAUGAAUGACAUCCUGUCGUAUGAAGGUGACGACACUAAGGGCUUCUUUGAUCCAAACACUGAAGAAAAUUUGACCUAUCUGCAGCUUAAAAAGAGGUGUAUCACUGAUGAGAGCACUGGCCUUGUCCUGCUCCCACUGCGGGAUAAGACAAAGCAGUAUAAGACGACUCAGAAGAAAACCCUUCGCAAGCGUCGGGUGGUGAUUGUAGACCCUGACACUAAGAAAGAAAUGACGGUACAGGAAGCAUAUGAAAAACAACUCAUCGACUAUGAAACCUAUGUGGAGCUCUCAGGGCAAGAGUCUGAGUGGGAGGAAAUCACAAUUACAGGGUCUGAUGGCUCUACCCGAUUUGUGAUCAUUGACAGAAAAACAGGAAUACAGCAUGACAUCCAAGAUUCCCUUAAUAGGGGAAUCAUUGACCAAGCCACAUUUGAUAAGUAUCGUUCAGGAUCCCUCACUCUCACGCAAUUUGCAGACACCAUCACCAGAAAGACAAGUUCUAGUCAGUGUGUAAGUCCCAGUACUGUCCAAAGUGUGGCUGCAUACAGUAGUCCACCACAACAAACAACCGACUCAACAGCAUCAUCUAAGCAUAUUGCUAGUGUCUCUAUAAUGGUCUCUAAAUCAUCUGAAAAGCUAAAUGAGCAAGGUCCUAUAGGAGCCAUAUUUGAUACAGAAACGCUUGAGAAGAUAACCAUCACUGAAGCACUGAGACGUGGAAUAGUGGACUCCAUCACUGCCCAGCGUCUGUUAGAAGCUCAGGCAUGCACUGGGGGCAUCAUCAACCCAGCCACAAAUAAAAAGCUGUCACUGCAAGAUGCUGCACGCCAAGGCAUUAUUGAUGAUGACAUGGCUACUAGGUUGAAGCCAGCUCAAAAGGCAUACCUUGGUUUUGAGGAUGUGAAGACCAAGAGGAAGAUGUCAGCUGCGGAGGCAAUGAAGGAGAAGUGGCUCCCAUAUGAAGCUGGACAGAGGUUCCUUGAGUUUCAAUAUCUCACGGGUGGCCUGGUUGACCCUGAGUUUGGGCAGAGAAGUCGUCUUGAAGAUGUUGUCCGGAAAGGAUGGCUGGAUGAAAGGACAGCACAAAAGCUUCGAGACACCUUCAAUCAUCCCAAGAACCUGACCUGCCCAAAGACCAAGUUGAAGAUCUCAUACAAGGAGGCUAUGGACAACUGCAUGGUGGAGGAAAGAAGUGGGCUGAUGAUGCUCCAGGCUUCCUCCAUUUCCUCCAAGGGGAUAAGCAGCCCUUACAAUGUGUCUUCAGCCCCUGGGUCCCAGGGCGGCUCCCGGUCUGGGUCCCGGUCUGGGUCUCGUAGAGGCAGUGUAGACCUCACCUCCAAGUUCAGUUACAGCUUCACAUCCUUUAGCUCCAGCGCUCUCUCUUAAUACUAUAUAGCGUAUCCAUUAUAUGACAGCGCAUUAAUACAAAUAACAUCACUUCUAGUUUGUUCAUGAGGAUAUUAAAGAAAUUGUCAAACUUGAAUUGUCAGUGGGAGAUACCUUGUGGAAAUAAGAGUUUCAGGUUUGAAAAGGAAAUAUUUAGCAUUUUUGAGAAAGACAUAUACUUUGUUCAUGUUUUAAGUACUACAUGUUCUGAUGUUUGGAAUACCGAAUUGCUUCAUAUCACUUUUAUCUUGGUUUAACUGUUCUAUUUGUGAGGCAGGAUGGAGGAUGAUAAAAUAAAAUGAAAAAUACUUUUCUGUAUACUGGUCACAAAAGGUAAAAUGUAUCUUAAUUUUUUUAUAUCAAAUAUAAUGUUUCUUUUUUCCUUACUCUUG
Scleropages formosus (Asian bonytongue) is the source of this 8670-nucleotide messenger RNA. RefSeq names its product desmoplakin b (gene dspb). Gene Ontology annotation, cellular component: plasma membrane; intermediate filament; cytoplasm. Gene Ontology annotation, biological process: skin development; cell-cell adhesion; intermediate filament cytoskeleton organization. The transcript is spliced from 24 exons. Gene Ontology annotation, molecular function: structural molecule activity. The coding region runs from base 185 to 8278 and encodes 2697 amino acids. The record is from RefSeq and is a predicted model, not a curated record. Lineage: Eukaryota; Metazoa; Chordata; Actinopteri; Osteoglossiformes; Osteoglossidae.